UUGUCCAUGGGUCAUUCACUGUCCCUUUUGCCUCUUGCUGUUGGCAAGGGUGAUUUGGGGUCCCCAGGACCCUGGCUUCACUAUGACAGCAGCAGACUCAAGUAUCAUCUUUGAAAUUCACUGCUGGCCUGGUAACUCCACAAUCUUAGGCAUUGAAAGGAGCUUGAGAAGACCCUGACUAUGAUACUUUUUGUAGCUUGUAGAGCAGUAAUGAGCUAGGUCUCUGCUCUCUUUCCUCAGAGUCACAGAUCUGGAAUGUCCAAAGUUUAGUAAUAUCUGUAAUGCAGGGCCUCAUAGCCACAAUGGCUCAACUUAAACUUGGGUUUUUUUGUAUUUGUAGUGAUCUCCUCAAUUUAUAGUAUGUUCUCAUAUUUCCAUCCUCAUGACAGGUAGUGGCAAAGGUCCUGGGAAUUCAGAGAUGUGUAGUAGUGUGCCUCAGUGGAAAAAGGCUUCCCAAACAAGUGAUGAACUCUUGUGUAUUAUACGGAUCAGUGCAAAAUAAUUUCUGAACAUACUUAGUUAUUUAUGUGGCAUGCCUGCUCACAGACUAGGUUUGUGAGAACAGCCAUAGGGUUUUGAAGUCUGAGAAAAAUGAAGCAAAUAUGAAAGUGUUAUCAAGGACAGGGUAAAAAUUUGUGAAGGACAAAUUCCUGAAAGGGUUACCUGUUAAAUUCUCAUCAAAAAAUGCUGAAAUUUAGGCAUUUGCAUGGACAUAUACACGUGAUAUCCUUCUGAGUGGAAAGGAAUAGGUGCGUCAUCUCUGAAUUAAGAGCUGAUUUAGUGGCUUGGUUGUUCACAGACAGUUAAAUAUGGAAAUGCUCUGCAAUGGAAUUUACUAAGUGGUGUAAAGGACAAGCUCUAAAUUUUGCAGUGAUAUCAAUAGUUAGGCAUUAAGGGUUUCCUGCAGAGGAUGGAUCAGAGGAGCGUGGAAAGGAUGUACAAGUGACUGACAGAAUGCAGGAAGCCAAUAGCAGGGCAUACAACAGAGAGGGUCUUCACUGAAAUUCAGGUAGUUCUUAGAGUAAGUGUGAAGUUAAAGUUGGGUUCUGAUUGCUUCCUUGAGGUGAUCAAAUCCAGCUCUGGCAACAAUUAGUGUUUCACAUCCUUGUAAACCCAUGAAUUUUCUGUUCCAUACUUGAGAUCUAACUUGGAUUAUCUCUAAUUAUGCCCCAGUGUCAUGAAGGUAAAAUGUGGAUCUUUUUUUGUACCAAGGAUCGAACUCAUGACCUAUGCUUUCCAGGCAGGCGUUCAUGCCACUAAGCUAAAUACCCAACUAUGAAAGUGUUUUCUUUGUUGUAUGGCAGAUAUCCACAUUGUUUCUCAUAAAGUGUGAAUAUUUUUGGAAUUUUUCCAUAUUGUAUGGGUAUAAUUUUUAAAAACAAACCAAAGGUGUCUUAUGCAGUCUCUUUUCAAGUUUCACUUUGUCUGUGGGGUGUCACAGUCAGGGUUUCUCUAUGUUAGACAGCUCUGUAACUUAGGAUAGCCCCAAAUUCAAGGAAGACGUCCUUCACCAGCCUCACAGGACAUAUUUCUUAUAUGUGAAUUGAAAGUGAACGCUUGGUGACAGUGAGCUAUAAAUUACAGCUUGGGCCUCUUUCCCUUUUAUAUACUUAUUUUUUAAAAAAAGCAUUUUUCACUAACAUUUGAGUUAAUAUUUGUGUACCAUAUUGGAUGUUAUUUAUGUUUUGUUCUAUGAAACCAAAUUCAUGUUUCAAAAUGCUGUUGAAGUAUAUUAAGUACAAAGUAUUCACUGGCCUAAAUGAGAUUUGAAGAGACAUUAUCUAUAGCCUAUCAAAGUGAUUGAUGAGAUUUUUUUUCUUUUUGUAAAUUUUGAAAGUGGUAAAAUACAACAGAACAAGGCAGAAUAAGGCCAACUAAGAUCAUACAGUGAAAAUGGUACACAACUUCACAACUGGUUACUGCGAUAACAGUAAUAGGUAUCACAGUAUACUUUAUUAUCUUUAUAAUAGUUUUUUUUUGUCUUUUUCCUUUUUAUCAGUACCGGGGAUCGAACCCACGACUGUCUUCUUGCAAGGCAGGUGCUUAUGCCGCUGAGCUAAAUCCCCAGCCCCAAUAGUUGUUCUUUCAAACACAUAUAUCAAAAUGAGAUGAAAUACAGAACAUUAUAGUACUUAUCAAAACAGAAUAUUGAAUAGAGCAAUACCAUUAAUCAGAAUAGAGCAAAACAGUAAUAAAAAUAUUUGCCUCCAAAGAGAUAGUACAAGGAAGGCCCCCUUAUUCGUUAUGGUCUGCUUCCCAGGAGAUGCUCAGAUUUCUGAUUCCCAUUUGCUAACGGGGGGGGGGGUGACAGGAGAAGAAGGGUAGGAAAGUGGGAUGUUUGAUUCUAGGCCGUACAUCAAUAGGUUCACUACUGCUUAGUAGGGAGACAGGCCGGUUGUUUGGUUUCACAGCGUCCUAAGUUCCCACUUGGCGUGGAUCUCAGGAGUUGCUGCUGAUUCUCCCCCUGGAAGGGCCACAUUCUGCGAGACCGCCACCGCUUACCAGGGAGAAGUGGUGCUUGCUUGCCUUCCAAGUGUCCUAAAUUGCAGCAUGGCAUGGAUCUCAGGAGCUGCUGCUGGUUUCCCCCUGGAUAGGCCACAGUCUGGCAAAUCAUCACCACAUACCAGGGAAGGGAGGUGCUUGUUUGGCUUCCCAUUUAAUUGAUGGGAUAUUUAUCUGGUUCUGUGCUUUGUGGAUGCUGGUCCAACAGGCUUCUCACUGUGAGCUCUGCUUUAGAGACAGUACACAGGGAAUAUUGCAGUGACUCAGCACAAGAAUCAGUGCUCCUAUUUCACUCUUACAUUAGCAGUGAGUUGCAAUCUAUCAUCAAAUUUGCUGUCUUCAAAAAUGUGCAUAUACACAAAAUUAAUGACCAAGACAUGGAUUUAAAUUUGAAGAUAUCAGUCUUCAUUCAGCUGUUUUGUUUGGUUGUAUUUGUUUACUUUUGUUUUGUUUUAUUGAGACAAGCUUUCUGUAUGUAUAUCAGCUAGAUUUGAAUAUCCUGUGGAGCCUAGAAUUGCCCUGAACUCACUGAAAGCAUCCUGCCUCAGCAUUUUGAGUGCUGGAAUUAUAGAUAUAUACCACCACACUUUGCUUUUGAUUCAAAUUUGUAGGAGAGAAUAUAAGAUUUCCCAAAACCUGGUGUCUCAACCUUUGUGUGAGAAAUAUAUGUAUGAUGCUUUAGGAGGUGGUGACCUUGGAGGAUGUGGUUGUGAAUUUCAGCAAUGAGGAGUGGACUUUGCUGAGUCUAUCCCAAAAGAACCUCUACAGAGAUGUGAUGGGCGAAACCUUUAGGAACAUGACUGCAAUAGGAGGACUUGUGGAUAUCCAGGAAGCUGAAAAAGAAUGCAAAAUUUACUGGAGAUACUUAAGCUACUGAGACUCUGGCACCACUCUGCCCCAGGCCAUUGGGCCUGUAGAACCAAUGGCCCUCCUCUGCCCGUUCAGAACCCCGCGGUUCCAGACAAGCUGGGCCCCAGGGACACUGCGCGCCCACCUGCCCCCCGGUAGAUCCACAGCUCCUGGAUCCCAGUCGGGCCAGGGUACUCACCACAGACCGCCGUGCCUCAGGAGCCCAUGAUCCCUCCCUGCCCGCAGAGACGUCCACAGUCCUCCAGACAAAGGAAGCGCCUCCUGUGGGCACUCCGGAUCCACCCAGCUCCUCCUCUGCACACAGAUGGCUAUGCGCGGCUGGGCACAGGCUGAGGUGCCUCAGGAACUUGGGAUCUCUCCUCCUCCAGACAAAGGAAGGGGCCUCUGCAGGCACUCCGGAUCCGCACAGCUCCCCCUCUGGACACCGACGGCUAGGCGCGGCCGGGCACAGGCCGAGGUGCCUCAGGAACCUGGGAUCCCCCCUCCCCCAGACAAAGGAAGGGGCUUCUGCAGGUGCUCCGGAUCCGCGCAGCUCCUCCCCUGCACACCGUUGGCUAGGCGCGGCUGGGCACAGGCCAAGGUGCCCCAGGAACCCGAGAUCCCUACUCCUCCAGACAAAGGAAGGGGCCUCCGCAGGCGCUCCGGAUCCGCACAGCUCCUCCUCUGCACACCGACGGCUAGGCGCGGCUGGGCACAGGCCGAGGUGCCCCAGGAACCCGGGAUCCCUCCUCCUCCAGACAAAUGAAGGGACCUCCGCAGGCGCUCCGGAUCCGCGCAACUCCUCCCCUGCACACCAUUGGCUAGGCGCGGCUGGGCACAGGCCGAGGUGCCCCAGGAACCCGAGAUCCCUCCUCCUCCAGACAAAGGAAGGGGCCUCUGCAGGUGCUCCGGAUCCGCGCAGCUCCUCCUCUGCACACUGAUUUAAACCACGGGUUCUACAUCAGGUUUGAUUAUUAACUGCUUUCACAUCCUACAACGUCUUCAAAUUGUGUUUUUAUAAAAAUAGCUAUAUAAUGUUAUGCUUAAUUGUAUAGUCCCUGGUGAUGUGGACAAUUCUAUUGAAAAUAACAAGAGAAAGCAUAGUAAGUACUUUAUAUCACCUAAUAUUGUGGUCUUAUAUGUCUCGUUCAUAUCAUGAUUUUGUAGGAAUUUGUUUUGUUGUCUUAUUUUGAUCUGUUUUCCCCCAUAACACAGAAAGGAUAGAUAUACACAUAGAGAUUCACACAUUGGAAGAAUUUCUCACCUAUUUAUUUGAACAAAUAAUAUAAUGCAUAAUGUAAUGAACAGAUACUCUGAAGAAGAAAUGACACUAAGAAACCCAAAGCUAAUUCUGUAGCAUUAUGGUAUAAAAUUGAGCAAUAGUAUUAUUCACUGUUCAGAGUGAUAUUAGUCUAGUCUCUUAUUUUUUUGUGAACUGUAAUUUUAACAUGGCAUUGUUUUAAUCUUUUGAUGCACAUGCUUCAUUUUCUCUUCCAUAAAUGAUGUUUCUGAAGUUGAUGCAAUAUUUGGCAUUAAGAUAUACAUUUGUAGAGGUUGGAGUAUGUGUUUUUGACAAAGUUAUGUUCAUUUCACAUAACUUGUACAUUAAUGAAUGUUAUGUUUUCCAAGUUGUGACAAGACAUCUGCUGAUUUCCUUACAUCACUGGAUAUCAUACCAUGUAAAUUAUGUUGCCUGAUUUUGUUUCUCGGUGGAGCCAAUAUUUGUCAUUUAAGUAAACCUUUGUUUUUCUAACCAUCAGAAUUUUACUUGUUAUGUUGAUAUUACAUCUUUAUUUGCUAGUAAGGUUUCCCCACAUGUACCAAAUGUAAACCAUACUACUGUGAAUUUCUGAUUGUGCCAUAGUGACAGAAUCAUAACUUGUCUCCAAUAGCACAUCACAAUAUAUAUAUAUAUAUAUAUAUAUAUAUAUAUAUAUAAUCUCCAGAAAUUAUAAAAUUUGGCAUGAUUUAUGAGUAACCAUACUUUGAAAUCAAUUUUUCUUAAAUAUGGAGUUGUUUGGGGGGAAAUGUUGUUAUUAGAUCUAUCAUGCAAAUGCCUUUAUUUUAUUCCUUGAUGCUGUGAAUGCAUUAUAUAUUUUGUAAUUAUUACUGUUUUUUCCUAAAAUACUGAAGUAAUGGCAUGAAGGGAAACCUAAAUUUUGAGCUGUCAACACAGUAAAAAGUAAAUUUGCUAAAUUAAGAUUCAGAUUAUGUUCUGUUUUGCUGAAUUGUGAAUUUAUACAAUGGCAUAUCACUUUAUUUAUCAGGACCAGUGCAUGAUGUUUGUGGUGUGUACUGAUUAUCUUUAAACACAUACACUGGGCCAUGAGUCCCAGCUGGUUUCCUGUGGCCUGUGGUUUUCACUUCCAUUUUAACAUUCAUGUAAUUUGUAAUAUGUUUAAUGCUGUGUUGUUGAAUACAAAAUCUGCUUAGGAAUUAUGUUGUUAAAAACUGUGGUGUUAUGAAAACACAAGUGAACAUUGCAUUAAAUACCCUUAAUCCAGUGAAGAUAUCUUGCCCAAGUCUCAAUUAUCCUUGGGAAAAUAAAUUACUUACCUCUUAUGUAAUCACCACUAAAACUAUAUCUAUAUUGUGCCUGAAGAACCUGAUAUACUUCACAAAGUAAAAGACACUGUGAAGUACAUUGUCAGUCUGUAUGUACUACAGCAUGUGGCCAGAUUCCCUGCAGCAUAUUUCUGAUUACCAUCAAUGGGAAUAUUUGGAGUUUGUAUUACAGCUAAUAAUAGAAUACUGAAUCUAUAAGAAUAUAUCCUGAGUCUAUGCACUUUCUCAUUUUACCAUGAAAGUAAAUCUUGCUCGUCCUGUUGAUGCAUGCUUGUAAUCCUAGCACCUCAGUGCACUUAAAUUAGUGGAAGAGGAAGUUGAGUCUAACCUACACAAUUAGAGUGACCUCGUCUCAAAAUAUAUCUUCAAGUUCUGCAGAUGUAGCUCAGUGCUUUAGAUCUCCUCCCUUUCUUCCCCAGCAUCAACAUUUUUUAAUACUCACAAUUGCACAACAGUAGUUGUCCUUUUAUCGGUUGGCCAUAUAGCAGUUAUUUCGGAGAAUCACUUGUGAAACACAUUUGUUUUUGCAGUGACCAUCCUGAGCAUCAUUUGGGCACUUGUCAAUUUAACCCAUUCAUUCUUGUAUUGAAUAUAGUAGAAUUGUCACUUUUAUAUUACUUGUUAUUUUAUAAAUACUAAUAAAAAGUAUGCAAUUUUUGAUCAUUUUCCAUUUAAAUAAUUGCAUUGGUAAGGAGUUACCUACAAAGAUUAGGCUAAAGAUGAUUUCUUUAGUUCAAGCAUCAGGAGAGAAUGAGAUGGGAUGAUAAUUGCUUUGAAGCUGACUUUGGGAGGCAAUUGCUAGAUGGUUUAGCAGAGUGUGAAACAGUUGUUUUUAUGCCUGCAUUUGAAGUUUAAGGAAACAAGUACGUUGAGGUCAAGAAUAUAAAUGUACGAUAGGGUAAAUGAAUAACUACUGAAAAUUUUGAUUUUUCUUUAUUCAGGAAGUGUACUUUUUUUGGUAAUUUGUGCAGCAGUCUCAAAUAUGCCUCUAUUGGAGUAAAACAUAGUGAAACAUGAAAGAACCAGACAUUCCAGGUUCUGAAUGUAGAGGUAUUAAAAAACAUGUUUUUAAAUACUAUUGCUGCUUUUUUGUGUAGAAAAUAGAUAGGGUGACAAACAAGCAAAAAGGACUUUGUAAGAUUUUAAUCCUCGUGCAUAAGCAUAGAUGCCACAAAAAAGUCAAACCAAAAUGAUGAAGAAAUAAACUGUAGAAAGAGAGAAAUUUUGCCUAUUACUCCUUGACAGCUUACACGUAAAAGCAAUAGGAACGUGAAAGGAACACACAUUUUUCAGACUAUGUACAAAUUGCCAAGAAAUACUUGAAGAACUAUUGAGCAUUUUUGCACAAUAGACAAAUGCAAAUGGGGACAUCAUUUCAUUACAGAGAGAACUAAUCACCAUAAGAUCUAAAGAACAUUCAGAAGACUACAGGAGAAAAGGAACUAUUUAAUCUUGUUGGUGGAAAUGUAUUUAAGUAGUUCAACUACUACUGAAGUCAGUUUUUAAAGUGUACAAAAGACUAAAAUUAGUAAUUCUCAUUAGUGCAGUGCCUCCUUUAGUGGGUGUCUUCCCCAAAGAGUUAAGGACAUAUUGCAGUGAUUCAUGCAGAUUCCUGUUACUGCAGCAAUAGUCAUUUUUCUGUGGAGAGCAGCAGCAAGCACUGCUCCAUCACCACCAAAUACCAAUGAUGAACAACAAAUAAUCACUAGUGUACUCCAUUUGAUAAAUGGUGUAAUAUUUUAUUGAGAAGUCGGCUGUGACUUAGGUUUUCCAGUAGACUACAGGUCAGUAUAAAUAUGAUUGUGAUGCUAAUGUCACAAGGCCAUCACUAGUACACUAUUUUGCUCAUUGGAUUUGAUGUAUUUAUCUAUUUGAGGAUGCAUGUUGCUAUGAAGUUCAGGCUGGCAUUGAGAUCACAUUAUAACCCAGAGUGGUCUCAAACAAUUCUCCUUCCUUAGUGUCUCAAGUACUGGGCUCCACACAAGAGCCACCAGGCCUAGUUUACAUUUGGUAUAUUACGUGCAUAUUUAGUAUAUUUUAUUUCAACUGUUUUUGUUGUUAAAGUAUUUCCAUAUUUUACCUCCAGCAUUUCUAGAAAUUUGGCGUUAUUGAGGUGGUGAUGUGCAUAUCCCCAGCCUCAUGACAUUAUCUGCUGUGUUCAGAGCUGUCAGUGUACUGCAUUGAAACAUAGCUGUACAUAACUGUUUCUUUUUCUACUUUCCUUAGAAAACAUUUUUAAAAUCUCCAUGGAUAAUCACAGGUUCAAUAAUACUGGCUAGAGUUUCAUGCAAAUUCUCAAAGUUAAGUACAGUGUAGCACUGAGCCGAAGAUACUCUCUGUCAUCUGAGAGUCUUUAUAGUCCUUUCUGUACACACACUUUGUGCCUGAGCCAGCAUCUGUUGUGGGUCCCAAAGUCUGCUGUAAAUCUAUGGAACACAUAGCUUUGUGACCGCCUCUAGACUGGUGUCCUAUAUGCCACUCUGCUGAGGCAGAGCACAGCUUCUGACAGGAAGCCAGAGGCUCUGAGGCUCUGAACAACACAGGUUUUUCUUUGUGAACACAUAUAAUCUUAUAUUUCUGUAAGACAGACAGCUCUGUUCCAUAUUUCUACCCAGGAAGACAGAAGAAGAAUCUGGAGACUGUGGAUUAAACCGUGGUGCUGCCCUUCUGCUCUGCCAGCCCGGUCUUGGGUGGGAACCUGACAGUGGCCCAGGCUUGCAUCCCCCCCGACGUGCACCUGCACAUGAGGAUCUGCCCUCAGGGCAUGUCAGACCCAGUCACACUUGACUUAGGGCAGGAAUUGUGUAGGGGGAUUCACAGUGGUGGUCAGGCCUUAAUGUUACUCUGCUGGACUCAGUGAGUCUGAGUGAUUUAAAGACCCAAUCCAGAAAUGUGCAUCUGAGAUGAAAUAUACAGUACUCAGAUGAAGAAAUAGAAAGAGCAAAUAAAUAUGUGACAAAAUGUUCUGCAUCACUCGUCAUUUUACAAUUCAAAAUUAAAUAACACUGAUAUGUCACCUUGCCCCAGAAAAAAUGCCCACUGUCAAGAAAUCAAGCAAUAACGCAUGCUGGAGGGGUUGUGGGGGAAAAAGGAACCCUUCUCCAUUGUUGGUGGUAAAGCAACCACGGUGGAAAUCAGUGUGGAGAUUCCACACAAACUAGGUCUACAGGUCCCACUCAACUCAGCUAUUCUUCUUUUGCGUAUCUACCCAAAAGAAUAAAAAUCAUCAUACCACAGUGGUAUAUGUGCACCCACGUUUAUAGCAGCACAGUUUGUGGUAGCCAGAUCUUGGAUGGAAUGCAUGACCUCUAGCUUGCCACGCAGGCGCUUAAGCUAAAUCCCUGGAUCACUUUUUUACUUUUUAACUUUCAAAUAAAAUGGGUUUGGGAGAAAAAACAAGGACUGAGGUAAAGACUUUCAGUGCAAAUACCUAUCAGAAGAGCUGAGGUCAACAUUCCAGAAGACAGCCAGCUCCAGAAGACUUCACCAUCUUUUAUUGGGGAUCCACAGUUACAGGGUGGGUUUUUUUUUCUGUAAUUAUUCUUUGUGGGGAAGGCAGGCCGGAGAGCAGGAGCCAAUCAGUGAUGAAGAGGCUGGCUGUAAGAACUGUCCAAUCAGGCGGGCCAAGGUAGGCGGUGUCUUCCGGUGUCAUGGCGUCAAUUGCAAGGCCAGCGCAAAAAAGGGAGCACUAGAUGUUUGCUAGACCACUAUUUUUUGCUUGUAUUCGCUGUGAACUGCUUAAAAAGAACCUGGGAGACCUCCAAACUACACAAUGGAGGUGGUGACAUUUGAGGAUGUGGCUGUGAACUUCAGCAAUGAGGAGUGGGCUUUGCUGAGUCCAUCCCAAAAGAAGCUCUACAGAGAUGUGAUGGGCGAAACCUUUAGGAACAUGACUCUGAUAGGUGGACUCGGGGAUAUCCAGGAAGCUGAAAAAGAAGGCAAAAUUUACUGGAGCUACUUAAGAAAUGACAAGCUAGGGAAAUCCUAUGGAUAUACAUCUGGAGAUGUAUGGAAUCAGUGUAAAGAAGUCUUCCUUGGUACUGAAGAAGGUAAUGUGAAUGCGAAAGAAACAGAAACACAUGACAAUGUUCAGGUCCAUGAAAAAUAUUGCAGUGGAGGGAAACCCUAUGUAUGCAAGCAAUGCGGGAAAGGUUUAACCACACCUGGAAUUUGUAAGAAACAUGAAAGAAUUCACAGAGGAGAAAGACCCUACAUAUGUAAUCAAUGUGGGAAAGCUUUUACAACACAUACAUAUUGUCAAAUACAUGAAAGACUUCACUCUGGAGAAAAACAUUAUGAAUGUAAGCACUGUGAGAAAGCUUUCAGCACACACACUUAUUGUGUAAUCCAUGAAAAACUUCACACUGGGCAGAAAUCGCAUAUAUUUAAGAAAUGUAGGAAAGCUUUUAGCAGUAAAAUUCAUUUUCAAAUACAUGAAAAUGUUCACACUGGAGAGAAACCCUAUGUGUGUAAGCAAUGUGGAAAAGGUUUCACCCGACUUGGAAGUUGUAAGGAACAUGAAAGAAUUCACACUGGAGAGAAACCGUAUGUAUGUAAGCAAUGUGGGAAAGCUUUUAAAACACAGCGAGAUUGUAAGAAACAUGAAAGAAUUCACACUGGAGAGAAACCAUAUGUAUGUAAGCAAUGUGGGAAAGCUUUUAAAACACAGCGAGAUUGUAAGAAACAUGAAAGAAUUCACACUGGAGAGAAACCAUAUGUUUGUAAGCAAUGUGGGAAAGCUUUUACCCAACAUGGACAUUGUAAGAAACAUGAAAGAAUUCACACUGGAGAGAAACCCUAUCUAUGUAAGCAAUGUGGAAAAGCUUUUAGCACACGGGGAGAUUGUAAGAUACAUGAAAGUAUUCACACUGGAGAGAAACCAUAUGUAUGUAAGCAAUGUGGGAAAGCUUUUAACAGACGGGGAGUUUGUAAGAGACAUGAAAGAAUUCACACUGGAGAGAAACCCUAUCUAUGUAAGCAAUGUGGAAAAGCUUUUAGCACACGGGGAGAUUGUAAGAAACAUGAAAGAAUUCACACUGGAGAGAAACCAUAUGUAUGUAAGCAAUGUGGGAAAGCUUUUACCACACAUGGAUAUUGUAAGAAACAUGAAAGAAUUCACACUGGAGAGAAACCCUAUCUAUGUAAGCAAUGUGGAAAAGCUUUUAGCACACGGGGAGAUUGUAAGAUACAUGAAAGUAUUCACACUGGAGAGAAACCAUAUAUAUGUAAGCAAUGUGGGAAAGCUUUUAUCACAUUGGGGGAUUGUAAGAAACAUGAAAGAAUUCACACUGGAGAAAAACCCUAUGUAUGUAAGCAAUAUGGGAAUGGUUUUACCAACUCUGGACAUUGUAAGCAACAUGAAAGAAUUCACACUGGAGAGAAACCAUAUGUAUGUAAGUAAUGUGGGAAAGUUUUUACCCAACAUGGAUAUUGUAAGCAACAUGAAAGUUCACACUCAAGAUAAAAGCAGAGUAUAUAAGCAUCAUGAGAAUGGUUUGAGCACACAUAUAUAUUGCAUAAUGUAUGAAAAUCUUCACACUGGGCAGGAAACUAAUAUAUGUAAGGAAUGUGGGGAAGGUUUCAGCAGAAAUGCUCCUUGUGCAAUACAUUAUAAAAUUUAGACUAUUGAGAAACCCUGUGUAUGUGAAGAAUGUGGGAAAGCUUUCACCGCACAUGGAUAUUGUAAAAUACAUCCAUGACUUUACACUGGUGAGAAACCCUAUUUAUAUAACAGUGUGGCAAAGCUUUUACCACAUGCAGUCAUUGCAAAACACAUGAAAGAAUUCACACUGGGAAAAACCACUGGCUAUGUAAGCAAGUGGAGACACUUUCAGCAGCCAGAUUAUAAGUGAAGUACAUGAAAAACUCACACAAGAGAUCAAUCCUAUGUGUUAUGGGAAUACUCUCAGCAUACUUGAUCAUUGUUACAUAUCUGAAAGAGCUCACUGGGCAGAGAUCCUAUGUGGAUAAACAAUGUGAGAAAUAUGGCAAUCCAUGUUUCUUGUUAAAUACAUAGAAAAAGUGUCACUGUUCAGACAGUUUAGAUCUAAAUUUACUUUAAAAAUCGCAGAGAGACCUGAAGAAAUAAUCAAUACAGAAGUUAAAUGUCAAUAUUUCUUCACAAAUAUUUCAGAAAUGACAAAUCUGAGGUGGAGCUCUCCUCAGGUGCACAUGUUGUAUGGUUUUCAGUUAAUCACUUGUACUUCUCUAGAUUUUUUAAUCUAGAUGUUUUUGUUCUUCAACAUGGCAUCUUGUAAUUAAACAUGCUAAACUGAAAUGGGCUUUUCACUUUCAAGUAUGGAUAGUGUCUAUGUACUUAAUAUUUUUUCUGUAAAACUUAAAUUUUAUAUUUUUGGUGAAUUGUAAUGUUUAUUUAAAGAGAAAAAAGAAAACGUGUAGAAAUAAUACAGAAUUUCAGAAAAAUAAACAAUAAGAAAUCA
Molecule: messenger RNA, 12356 nt
Organism: Cavia porcellus (domestic guinea pig)
Lineage: Eukaryota; Metazoa; Chordata; Mammalia; Rodentia; Caviidae
Product: zinc finger protein 709-like
Exons: 6
Coding region: 9689-11317 (542 amino acids)
Biological process (GO): regulation of transcription by RNA polymerase II
Cellular component (GO): nucleoplasm
Molecular function (GO): RNA polymerase II cis-regulatory region sequence-specific DNA binding; DNA-binding transcription repressor activity, RNA polymerase II-specific
Source: RefSeq, a predicted model, not a curated record